AUGGAUGAGAAAAAUUUUACCAUAGUGAAGGAGUUCAUACUUUUAGGAUUUACGACAGACCCGUGGUUACAGAGAGUUCUCUUUUACAUCUUCCUGAUCAUUUAUAUCAUCAGUCUUUUAGGGAACAUCACCCUGAUUUCUCUGAUCUGUUCUGAUUCUCGGCUCCAUAUACCCAUGUAUUUCUUCAUUGGAAGUCUGUCAUUCCUGGAUCUCUGGUAUGCUUCUGUCUAUGCCCCCCAAAUCCUGAUGACCUGCAUCUCUGAUGACAAACGCAUCUCCUUUGCUGGCUGCCUAGCUCAAUUCUUCUUUGCUGCUGGAAUGGACUACACUGAAUGUGACCUGUUGGCUGCCAUGGCUCAUGACCGCUAUGUGGCCGUCUCCAGCCCCUUGCUUUAUUCCCAGGCCGUGUCUCCAAGGUCAUGUGCCAGUCUUGUUGCAGCAUCAUAUUUUGGUGGCUUUGUGAACUCAACCAUCGUCACAAGUGAAACAUUUACCUUGAACUUCCGUGGGGACAAUGUCACUGAUGAUUUCUUUUGUGAUCUGCCUCCCCUUGUCAGAUUGGCCUGUGAUGUGAAGGAAAGCUACCACGCUGUGCUCUAUUUCUUGCUUGUCUCUAAUGUCAUCACUCCCACUGUGUUUACCCUUGCCUCCUAUCUCUUCAUCAUCGCUGCCAUCUUGAAGAUCCGCUCCACCCAAGGCCGCGUGAAGGCCUUCUCCACCUGCGGCUCUCACCUGACAGCUGUCACCUUGUGCUAUGGGUCAGUUCUCUUCAUUUACUCCUGGCCAAGUAAGAGCUAUGCCCUGGAGAGGGAUAAAGUGAUGUCUGUGUUCUACACAGUGGUGAUUCCCUUGUUGAAUCCCUUGAUCUAUAGCUUAAGAAAUAAAGAUGUUAAAGAUGCCUUGAGGAAAAUGAUAGAGAAAGCAGUUUCAUAA
Cervus elaphus (red deer) is the source of this 933-nucleotide messenger RNA. RefSeq names its product olfactory receptor 1013-like. The transcript has a single exon. Gene Ontology annotation, molecular function: olfactory receptor activity; odorant binding; G protein-coupled receptor activity. Gene Ontology annotation, cellular component: membrane. NCBI's taxonomy places the organism in Eukaryota, Metazoa, Chordata, Mammalia, Artiodactyla, Cervidae. The record is from RefSeq and is a predicted model, not a curated record. Gene Ontology annotation, biological process: sensory perception of smell; G protein-coupled receptor signaling pathway. Bases 1 to 933 code for a protein of 310 amino acids.